Messenger RNA from Rubroshorea leprosula, 2800 nucleotides. Lineage: Eukaryota; Viridiplantae; Streptophyta; Magnoliopsida; Malvales; Dipterocarpaceae. The record is from the annotation of a GenBank genome assembly.
GCCGGCUUCCACAGUCCACACCCCCCCCAAAGUACGUCCCCCUUAUCCUCACCGGAGACAGUUCAAUGGCCUUCGGUGCACCCUCCCACCUCCGCACCCCCUCCGCCAAUCUCCCUUCCUCCCUCCCCAGAUUCCCCUCUUCAUCCACACGCGUAGCCCCUUGCUCCACCACUGUUAAAUGUAAACAACUUCCCGCCCAGAACCCUAAACCCAGGAAUAAUUCCAUCAAAUCCAUCGUCAAGCCCCUUGCUAUCUCCUCUGUAUCUGUUGCCGCCGCUACUUUACUCUUCCCUCUCUCCUCCAUUCCCAACCUUUUCGGUGGCGGCGGUGAUAAUUUUGGAGGUAAUGGAUUCGGUGGGGGUAGUGGUGGCAAUGGCGGAGGUGGAGGCGGAAAUGGGGGUUCCAAUUUCUGGGAUAAAUUAUUUUCUUCAGCGCCGGCAAUUGCUGAUGAAGAUGAGCAGUCCCGAGAAUGGGAUUCGCACGGCCUGCCCGCCAACAUUGCGGUCCAGCUGAAUAAACUCAGUGCCCUCAAGAGGUAUAAGGUAUCGGAGAUUUUAUUCUAUGAUAAAGAUAAACGGACCACUGUAGGAACUGAAGAUCCUUUCUUUGAGAUGGUUUCUAUAAGGCCUGGUGGGAUCUACACCAAGAGCCAGUUGUUGAAAGAGCUGGAGACCCUUGCCACUUGCGGAAUGUUCGAGAAAGUGGAUAUGGAAGGGAAGACAAAACCUGAUGGAACGCUUGGAUUGUCGAUAUCCUUCACGGAGAGCACCUGGGAAAAUGCGAAUAAGUUCAAAUGUAUCAAUGUGGGGUUGAUGGCACAAUCUAAGCCUCUUGAGAUGGACCCUGAUAUGACAGAAAAGGAGAAGCUUGAGUUCUAUAUGAGUCAGGAAAAGGAUUAUAAGAGAAGGAUUCAGAGAGCCAAGCCAUGUCUGUUGCCCAAGCAGGUGAGAGAUGAGGUGUUGCAGAUGCUCAAGAACAAUGAGCAGGUGAGCGCUAGGCUGUUGCAGAGAAUCAGGGAUAGGGUGCAGAAAUGGUAUCAUGAUGAGGGGUAUGCAUGCGCCCAGGUUGUGAAUUUCGGGAACUUGAAUACUGAGGAGGUUGUUUGUGAGGUUGUGGAAGGGGAUAUUACACAGGUCGUGAUUCAGUUUCUGGAUAAGCUUGGCAAUGUUGUUGAAGGGAAUACUCUGCCUGCUGUUGUGAAGAGGGAGUUGCCUAAACAGCUUAAGAAAGGUCAAGUUUUUAACAUAGAAGCUGGGAAACAAGCUCUGAGGAACAUAAAUGCACUGGCUUUGUUUUCAAAUAUUGAGGUGAACCCUCGACCUGAUGAAAAGAAUGAGGGAGGAAUCAUUGUUGAGAUAAAGCUUAAAGAACUAGAUCAAAAGUCUGCUGAAGUCAGUACAGAAUGGAGUAUUGUUCCUGGACGUGGAGGGCGCCCUACUUUGGCUUCCCUUCAACCUGGUGGAACUGUCUCUUUUGAGCAUCGAAAUCUCUAUGGGCUUAAUAGAUCCGUUCUUGGUUCAGUGACCACCAGUAACUUCUUUAAUCCCCAGGAUGAUCUUGCUUUUAAGCUUGAAUAUGUGCAUCCAUAUCUGGAUGGUGUAAGUAAUCCACGAAAUCGUACUUUCCGCACAAGCUGUUUCAACAGUAGAAAAUUAAGUCCAGUUUUCACUGGUGGGCCAGGAGUUGAUGAAGUCCCCCCAAUAUGGGUUGAUCGAGCUGGCAUCAAAGCUAAUAUUACAGAGAAUUUCUCUCGUCAAAGUAAAUUUACUUACGGACUUGUGAUGGAAGAGAUAACAACCCGUGACGAAAGUAGUCAUAUCUCUGCUCAUGGUCAAAGAGUCUUGCCCAGUGGUGGCAUCAGUGCAGAUGGGCCUCCAACAACUCUAAGUGGUACUGGUGUUGAUCGAAUGGCAUUUUUACAAGCAAAUAUUACACGUGAUAACACCAAAUUUGUCAAUGGAGCUAUCGUUGGUGAGAGGACUGUAUUCCAGGUGGACCAAGGCCUUGGCAUUGGCAGCAAAUUUCCCUUCUUUAACCGCCACCAGCUUACUGUCACAGAAUUUAUCCCAUUGAAGCAAGUUGAAGAAGGUGCUGGUAAACCACCACCAUCUGUUCUAGUCCUUCAUGGCCAUUAUGGAGGUUGUGUGGGUGAUCUUCCAAGUUAUGAUGCCUUUACUCUUGGGGGACCUUAUUCUGUGAGAGGUUAUAACAUGGGUGAGUUAGGUGCAGCAAGAAACAUUAUUGAGCUUGGAGCUGAGAUCAGGAUACCUGUACGAAACACCCAUGUGUAUGCAUUUGCAGAGCAUGGCAAUGAUCUAGGUAGUUCAAAAGAUGUAAAGGGAAACCCAACAGAAGUCUACAGGCGAAUGGGUUAUGGUUCAUCAUAUGGUGCAGGUGUCAAGCUAGGUCUAGUGCGUGCUGAGUAUGCUGUUGAUCACAACACUGGAACGGGGGCACUUUUCUUCCGUUUUGGAGAAAGAUAUUGAGAUCGAUAUAGGGUGUUAUACGUUUCCUUAGUGAAGAUUGGUCAUUCAGGUUUUAUAACUAUUUGAGUUGUUCUUGAUCAUAGAGAUUAGAGAGUUUUCACGUGCGGAGAACUAGAUAUAGUAUUUCAACUAGUGGCUUUCUUGCUUCUAAUAAUUUUUUCAUUGUGUUUUCUAUUCUGGUCAGAUUCUAUAAGCACUGAGAUUGCAAACAAAUGGUCAAUGCAGGAUAAUCUGGUCUUCUUGUUGAAGUCCCUUCUUUAUAGCUUUAACAACUGUAAUAUUUUUAGUCCUGAAAAUUAAGCGAAAUAAUUUUG